UUUCCAAAAAUAUAGACAACUUGCAAACUCCAUAUUUAUUAUGAAAGAAAGAGAAAAAAAGAGAUAGCUAUGAAAUAGGUAAUUCAUUCAUAUGAGUUAUUAAGUGUUUCUCUCAAAGUCAGAAGACACUAAAUACUAUCCUUCCUUAAGGGUGAGCCUAGUGGGAGCUGAUGUUUCUGGACCCUAAUGCCAAUUCGCCCAUAAGUCUUUUGUCCCUUUUCCUUUACUUUCCCUUACCCCAUUCAAGAAAGCUCCUUAAAGUUAAAGUAAAUAAAGGAGAGUGAAGACAACAACAAAAGAUAUAGACACAAACACAAGCAAUCAAGCAGAAGAAACUGUUUAGUUGCUAUAGCAAGAGAUCAUGAAGAUCCAGUGUGAUGUUUGUGAGAAAGCUGAAGCUUCCAUAUUCUGUCCUUCAGAUGAAGCUGCUCUUUGUAAUGGAUGUGAUCAUACUAUUCACCAUGCAAACAAACUUGCAACCAAACAUGCUCGUUUCCCUCUUGUCCACCUUAAUUCCAAAGACUACCCUCUUUGUGAUAUUUGCCAAGAGAGGCGUGGAUAUCUAUUUUGCCAAGAAGACAGAGCGAUUCUAUGCAGAGAAUGUGACCUUCCAAUCCAUAGAGCAAAUGAACAUACACAGAAACAUAACAGGUUUCUUCUCUCUGGUGUGAAGCUUUCAAACAAUUCUUUGGACCUAGAUUCAUCAUCCACUAGUAUUGGCUCUGAAACCAGAAACUACUCUAAUAGAUCAUCAAAAGCAAACAUAAUACCAAGAUCAGUUUCCAAUGAAAAUGUCAGUUCUUCAUGCAAGGUUGAAGAUAACAUGGCUAGUGACACUGGUUCUGUUUCAACAAGCAGCAUUUCUGAAUACUUGAUUGAAACAAUACCCGGUUACUGCUUCGAAGACUUUCUCAAUGCUUCAUUCCCACCUAAUGGUUUCUGUAAGAAUCAAUAUUCGGCAUUUCAGUACCAAGAUCUUAAUGCUAGCAAGUUUUUAUUUCCUCAACCUCAAGUAACAUGUGUACCUCUAGCACAGAUUCAAUCAGCUCAACUAAUUAUUCCCACUCCUUCUAAUAUUGGUUCAGUGGUUGGAGUUAAAGAAAUUCCAAAAGUGAACACUUACAAAGGGAACUCAAAAUGGAAGAAAGAUUAUGGAUGUACAGUUCCAGUAAAUGGUGCUACAUUCAUAAAAAAAUCUAAAUACUCUAGAUAAUUAACUGUUUGUAGAAAUCUGUUGGAAAAUAUCCCUUUUUAUUUUGCUUUCUGCAUUUCCUUGUAAUUCAUUUUUUGUUUCUCUACUAUGUUUUUCAAAUUCAUAUAUCUACUGUUUUGGUCUCAUAUUUAU
This is a messenger RNA of Trifolium pratense (red clover), 1345 nucleotides long. Its product is annotated as B-box zinc finger protein 20-like. Lineage: Eukaryota; Viridiplantae; Streptophyta; Magnoliopsida; Fabales; Fabaceae. The transcript is spliced from 3 exons. Gene Ontology annotation, molecular function: zinc ion binding. Bases 362 to 1213 code for a protein of 283 amino acids. Gene Ontology annotation, biological process: regulation of DNA-templated transcription; photomorphogenesis. The record is from RefSeq and is a predicted model, not a curated record. Gene Ontology annotation, cellular component: nucleus.